Sparassis crispa is the source of this 1512-nucleotide messenger RNA. Its product is annotated as Las1-domain-containing protein. Gene Ontology annotation, molecular function: endonuclease activity. Bases 1 to 1512 code for a protein of 503 amino acids. The record is from RefSeq and is a predicted model, not a curated record. Gene Ontology annotation, biological process: maturation of LSU-rRNA; maturation of 5.8S rRNA. Gene Ontology annotation, cellular component: Las1 complex; preribosome, large subunit precursor. Lineage: Eukaryota; Fungi; Basidiomycota; Agaricomycetes; Polyporales; Sparassidaceae. The transcript is spliced from 6 exons.
AUGAGACUUCCGCGUCGCGUCCCUUGGGAAUCUCUGAGCGAACUUGAUCAAGUAUGCUCCUUGAUCUACGCAGACGAGAACGACAUUGACGCAAAAGUGCAAGCGGUGAACAGGAUCUCAGCCUGGCGGGCAAUAACAUCCCUUCCGCAUGCUCUGGAGUCUACACUUGCCCUUCUCUGCGCCAUCCUAGACGACUCGCGCAGACAGGGCUUGCCAUCGCUUCUCUCUCUCCGACAGAGCUAUGCAACUGCGCUCAUCCGAUUGGUGAAUGGCCUCGUAGACCCGCUCCAAGUAGGUGCCUAUGCCCGCUCCAUUGCGAGCAUCGCCGCGCAGCUGGGGUUGCCAGCGUGGCUCGUGGAGCUGCGACAUGCCGCAACGCACGAAGAUCUCCCUAGCAUUGAUGUGCUCAGAGAGGCCGCCAGGGAGGCUAUGAGAUGGCUAUUAGAUAAUUAUUUCCUCCCGACUUUGAACCCUUCGGCGGCCGCCCCUUCGCCAAAGACCGUGCUGCGACCGCUGUCUCCUCUCCUGAAACAGUACAAAACACUGCUCAAAGGUACGACACGCGAUGCGUCUCUGUUGCCGACACGGAAACAUGAGAUCGCAAAGGUCACGCGGGAUAUCGAGCGGUGGGUAGCGGAAGCAAAGGUUGCGGCAAACGUAUCUGUCGAUGCAAUUGAGUGGGACAUAGGCGCACAGGAUGAUUCUAUGGAGGAUGGCCGGGAGCGCUGGGCGCUGGAGAGACUUUGUGAUGCGCUCUUGGAGCUCGGCGCGCUUGUUCCUGUCUCAAAGAAGAAGAGGACCAUCUCCGGCGUACCCUUGGCACCUGCGCCUGCAAACCUUGCCAUCUGGACACCACUUUUGACCAAUUUGCAAUCCCUGCAUCCCAAACUUCCGGCGGUGCUUGCCGUCCGCAUCGUCUCGCACCUUUUAUCUCGAUCUGGUCCAUCUCAGGCAGAUGUUGGCGCUGACACUGUGUCUCUAUUACCUCAGGAUGACGCUCAAAUGGAUACAUCUUACGACAGAUGUCUUGCCGGCUGGGCAAAUUGGCUAGUCGAUACCUGCGGCGCAGGCGCCGAAGAAGAGGAGCAAGAGAUGUUGAGAAGAGACGACAUCGUAGUUUCUCUGAUCACCGGACUGGGUCCGCAGCGAGAGGCUUCAAAAACGGACAUCAUGGUUGCACAGGAUCUGCUAACUGCGCUCUGCGCAGGCCAUCCACACCUCGAAAGAGUGGCGGCGUCUCUACCUCCGAUCGCGGAUGCGCCAUCAAACCAAUGGAACAGCACCGACAUUGACCUCAUGCAACAGCGACUCUCCGCAGUCCUCGCACUGGCUCGCGCGCCUGACGCUCCAAGCUCCUCCGCCACGGGCGCACUAGGCGCCCAACCUCCGAACAUCACUAAUCCUAUGGAGCCGGUGUGUACCGGACUGCCGCCUGGGUGGAGGCUACUGAGCGAGAAGGACGGAUGGAGACCGUCGCCCAUCGGAGUCCACGUCCCACGCGUGCCUGCAUAA